Ichthyophthirius multifiliis is the source of this 390-nucleotide messenger RNA. Its product is annotated as ubiquitin, putative. Gene Ontology annotation, molecular function: ubiquitin protein ligase binding; protein tag activity; structural constituent of ribosome. Gene Ontology annotation, cellular component: ribosome; nucleus; cytoplasm. The record is from RefSeq and is a predicted model, not a curated record. NCBI's taxonomy places the organism in Eukaryota, Ciliophora, Oligohymenophorea, Hymenostomatida. Gene Ontology annotation, biological process: modification-dependent protein catabolic process; protein ubiquitination; translation. The transcript has a single exon.
AUGUAAAUUUUCGUUAAAACUUUAACAGGAAAAACCAUUACUUUAGAUGUUGAAGCUUCUGAUUCAAUUGAAAAUGUAAAGGCAAAAAUUUAAGACAAGGAAGGAAUUCCACCAGAUUAAUAAAGACUUAUUUUCGCUGGUAAAUAAUUAGAAGACGGCAGAACUCUUUCUGAUUACAAUAUUUAAAAGGAAUCCACUCUCCAUUUGGUUUUGAGAUUAAGAGGAGGUGCUAUGGAACCCACAAUUGCUGCUCUUGCUAAGAAAUACAAUUGUGAAAAGAAAGUUUGUAGAGAUUGUUAUGCUAGAUUACCCCCUAAAGCAACCAAUUGUAGAAAAAGAAAAUGCGGACAUUCUAAUUAAUUAAGAAUGAAGAAGAAACCAAAGGAGUGA